AUGGCCGAAGCUACACUUAAUUACCAAACAAUUCGUACAACACAUGCGGCUCGCGAAGCUGAUGAUUUGCGAGUUGAAAACCGAAAAAAGAAUUUAAUUAUUCUUGUACUUCAAUGGCUUGCUGAAGAAGGAUAUGUUGAAUCUGCUCGUCAACUUGAACAUGAAACAAAUCUUGAUGUUACUAAAUAUGAUGUUUGUGAUAACAUUGAUCUUGACACAAUUCUUCAAGAAUACGAGUCUUAUUUUUAUAUUAAAUUUAAUAAAUAUCCGAAAUUGACAAAAAAAAAUGUAUCGACGGGUAAGUUAAUUCUAUUUGCUUUCAUAAUACAACCGAAACGAACAAACGGUGUUCGUGAAGUACGAACUCGAAAUGGCAUUAUGAUUGAAUUCCCUCAAGGCAUCGACAAGCAAUUAGUAUCACUAAAGAAACCAAUAUUUCCUUUUGUUCCUCCAUUUUUGAGUAAAAUCUCUGCUAAACUAGCCAGUGCCCAAGCGAGUGCUCGUCGUAGUAAUAUUCCAUCAUUACCGCGUGUUGGCAAUAAUGGAAAUGACACUACAGCAAAUACAGCAGCAACAACAACAGCAACAUCUUCUACUAGUCAAUUUACCCGUCCACCAUCAGCAGGUGAUGCACUACGGAAGAUUGCUUUCACCCGUAAACUGAAUCGAUCUAAUUCCGAGAAAAUCAAUGCCCAUUUAACAACAUCCUCAAGUUUACAAACUUCAACCCAACAGCUAGGAAAUAAUAAUCAGAAUCAUUCGACAAAUUCAUUAGAAGAAAUGAGUCUUUCGUUUAUGAAAGUCUCUUCUGUAAAAACAACAACAUCAACAACUGAACAACAGCAGCAGCAGCAACAACAACAACAACAACAACAAAAUGGAAAUAAGAAGAAAUUUCCUAAUACGAUAAUCGAUUGUCGUGCGAUUAUAAAUGAUGCGCUUCGUGUACCCGUCGAAGACAAUGCUGAUCCAACUGAUCGUUUAUUGAAACCUCUAGGUGGAUUUACUGGUUAUAAUUCUGAAUGGCGUGAAUUAGCUGAAGUUGUCAGUCGGUAUGAUUACAAGCACGAAACAAAAGAAAAAUAA
Messenger RNA from Rotaria socialis, 1086 nucleotides. The record is from the annotation of a GenBank genome assembly. NCBI's taxonomy places the organism in Eukaryota, Metazoa, Rotifera, Eurotatoria, Philodinida, Philodinidae.